Cuscuta campestris is the source of this 638-nucleotide messenger RNA. NCBI's taxonomy places the organism in Eukaryota, Viridiplantae, Streptophyta, Magnoliopsida, Solanales, Convolvulaceae. The record is from the annotation of a GenBank genome assembly.
GAUUCUCACGGUUGGACAUUUCCUUUCGAUUGGGGUUCCUCCCCGUGUUUUCCGCUCAUGUCCCCAUUCUGCAUUCGUACAGGAGUCCCCAAGAGCGGCCCGAAUUGACAAACGGGUAAAAGGGUUUUCUGUAUUUUCCGAAGAAACUGGAAAAGAGAAAUGAUUCCGCAGCAAUGGACGCCGCCGUGUAACAAUCAAUGCACUCACAAAUACGCCAAUCUCAUGCAAAUCCCUUGGAGAGUAUUCUGCAAAAAAGGGUGUGAUUCUGAUGGGGACACUUGGGAGGAAUGCCAAGGAGAAUGUGAUGAAAUUUGCUAUAAAGAUCCAGUUUUGAAGGAUCAAAAGUGGAGUUCUUACAUUGAUCGAUCUCCCGGUGCUGUUGGCUAUUCAGAGGAAUGCUUUCGUGCUUGCGUAGCUGGCUGUGGUUACAAGUUUGAUAUACCUGAAAUGGAAGUUGAAAAGAUCCGUCCGAAAAGGCCAUCAUCACUGCCAGAGAAGCCGCCACCUUGCCCUGCUCUUGAAACAAGACAACCUCAGAAACCUUGUCCAACAACUGAAGACAUUCCCGGAACUUCUGCAUAGGGAUGUCUGUCUGUGUUAUGUUAAGGUUAGUUUAUAGAUAGGACUUUAAGGUUAGU